ACCCCAUCAACCAGGCCAUUACCACUAAUUCUCGAUGGCCACUCUUCUCACUACAGUUUAGAGUUCAUCCGUGAGGCUUCACUGGAAGGCGUAAUCGUGUUUUUUUUGCCACCUCACACAACCCACAUAACACAGCCUCUGGAUGUUUCGGCAUUUCAUUCCCUGAAAACGUACUGGGAUACUGAAUGCGACAAAUUUAUGUCAGCUAACCCAUGCCGACUCAUCACGAUAUACCAAUUCUCUUUCCUUUUUUCAGCCUCUUGGUCAAAAGCAAUGACUCCUCAAACGAUAGCCGCGGGGUUCAGAGCAACAGGGGUGUUCCCUCUCAACCGCAGAACAAUCAAUAUUCCCGGAAGUAAUCCUUGCACCAACACUCCCACAGCUGUUCUAGCUCAGAGGGGGGGAAUCCAAUAUAAUUAUGCCAUUUCUUUCAAGAUCACAGAGGCGUGUCCGGUGUGAAUCAAAUGACGUAGGAAGGCCUCUUCCCCGGGAACUUACGUAUUCUCCUACUGCCGAGGAUGACUAUGAUGACCAUGUUGAGAUGGAUGAUUCAGAAUAUGCAGACUAUGAAGAGCAAGCUACGAGUAGAGCAGCAUUAGGUGAAUAUGGCAUCACAAAACAAUUGCAUUACCCCACCCAGGACCUAGUGAGAAAGAAAGCUUUUGGAGUACACCAGACAGAGAGUGCUGAGAAGGUGGAGGACAGAACAACAGACAAGUUGGAUGGACGUUCUCAGAGGACACAGACAUGCUCGCAAAUAUCUUCCAUACACUCAGUUAGAACGAUAGAGCACCAGAUAGACGGUGCAGUGAGUGACGCGGAAGAUGCAGUGCAGAACUCAAAAGACGGAGCGAGAGAGACUGGUAGGGAAAUAUUUCUCUACCCUCACUGUAUCUCACCAUUCUCUCUAGAUGUGACUGAAAUGCACCUGAGAGAUGGUGUGGACGUAGAAGGUGACACUGCAGAACAGACUGACCAUGGUAUUCAGACAAGGUCUCGCAACCGCACCAACAAUCUAUUGAGAAAGACUGUUGUGACCAGAGCACACCAAAAGAAAAGUGCAGUGGAUGUUGAGGAGGGAAACGCAGAAGGGGCCGAAAGCCAUUCUCGCAGAGCUCAGACACGAUCACAGAAGGUCCAAGCAGGAAAGAUAGCUUUGACUGGAGUACACCAGACAGAGAGUGCUGAGAAGGUGGAGGACAGAACAACAGACAAGUUAGAUGGCCGUUCUCAGAGGACACAGAUACGCUCGCAAAAAUCUUCCAUACACUCAGUUAGAACGAUAGAGCACCAGAUAGACGGUGCAGUGAGUGACGCGGAAGAUGCAGUGGACAGUCAUUUUCAGGGGGUAAAGACACGCCCACACAACAGCUCAAAAGACGGAGCGAGAGAGACUGGUAGGGAACUAUUUCUUUACUGUUAUUCCCUCACUGUAUCUCACCAUUCUCUCUGGGCGUGA
This is a messenger RNA of Geodia barretti, 1459 nucleotides long. Lineage: Eukaryota; Metazoa; Porifera; Demospongiae; Tetractinellida; Geodiidae. The record is from the annotation of a GenBank genome assembly.